CACCAAACCCUCAACACCUGCCAGUACUUGACGGAAGCCUUAGACGAAAAAAGUCAGUUUGUUAAGGAAUAUUACUGGGAUAUGUCUACGCGAACAAACUUCAAAAUGAAAAUUUGACAGACUCUUAGUUACCCCGGACAAGCUCUCGUUGCUGUUUGAUGAAAUUUGAUGCAAUUCUCUGGGAACUUUCGCAAACUAUUAAGAAACGCUUUGCAUUUCAGCAGGUUUUCAUACAGCAUUAACGUUUGUCCAAAAAUCAGUCGUUACAUUUGAAGAGAUUUCUGUAGCUCAAGUAUUACCGUAGGGUAUUGGACAACGCCACGAUAUGUAACAUCUUCAACCGCCGCAGUUUUCAGGAGUUAUCCUACCUGCAUUUCAAGUCUCGGAAGGUUAACUCGGCUGUCAUCGCUAUGGAGACGACACAGGCCCUCCUCCUCUUGAGUUUAUGUGUCUACGGUUGUCACGGCAACCCCCGCUCUACCCCGAGAGUGCAUUUGUCUUUCAAAGAGCUACUGGAGACCAAGACGAUCCGCCCGUUCAGUUUCUCGUUCAACACCAGCGACUACCGCAUCCUGCACAUGGACCAGGACCAGGGCCGUCUCUACCUGGGCAGCCGGGAGUACGUGGUGGCUCUGGACAUGCAGAACAUCAACAAGGAGCCGCUCAUAAUUCACUGGCCGGCCACAACUCAGAGGAAAGGAGAGUGCAGGCUAACUGGAAAAGGUGGACAGGGUGAGUGUGCCAACUUCAUUCGCCUGAUUGAGCCAUGGAACCGCACGCACCUGUAUGCCUGUGGCACGGGCGCCUACCGGCCAAUUUGCACCUUCAUCAACCGCGGCUGGAGAGCGGAGGAGUACCUGUUCCGACUGGUCCCUGGAUAUGCGGACUCAGGCAAAGGGAAGUGUCCCUACGACCCCCGUCAGGAGAGUGCUGCGGCCCUCAUCAAUGGAAAUCUGUACGCAGGAGUCCAUGUGGACUUCAUGGGCACGGACCCCGCCAUCUUUCGUACCCUGGGAGACCGGCCAGCUGUCAGGACGGAGCAAUACGACUCCAGGUGGCUCAAUGACCCGGUGUUUGUGCGGAUCCGGAAGAUUCCGGAUAGCGCCGAGAGAAAUGACGACAAGCUCUAUUUCUUCUUCCGGGAGAAAAGCCUGGAUGCUGCAGGAGGGGGCAGCCCGAGUGUCCUGUCCCGGGUCGGACGUGUCUGCCUGAACGAUGAUGGAGGCCAAAGAUCUCUAGUGAACAAAUGGACAACCUUCCUGAAGGCUCGCCUGGUGUGCUCUGUGAUCGGCAGUGACGGGGUGGAGACGUACUUUGACGAGCUACGGGACGUGUUCAUUCUGCCCACUCAGGACGAGCGGAACCCUAUAGUGUAUGCUGUCUUCUCCACGGCCGGGUCAGUGUUCAAAGGCUCUGCAGUGUGUGUGUACUCCAUGGCGGACAUCCGCAACGUCUUCAACGGGCCCUUCUCCCACAAGCACGGCCACAACUACCAGUGGACCCCCUACACGGGCAAGAUCCCUUAUCCUCGGCCCGGAACGUGUCCUGGAGGGACGUUCACGCCCGGCCUCCGCUCCACCAAGGAGUUCUCCGACGAGGCGGUGAACUUUGUCCGCGCGCAUCCCCUCAUGUACCACCCCAUCUACCCCCUCCACAAGCGCCCCCUGGUGGUGCGCACGGGCGUCGACUACCGCUUCACCACCAUCGCCGUGGACCUGGUGGACGCCUCCGACGGCCGGUACGAGGUGCUCUUCCUCGGGACAGAUCUGGGAACUGUCCAGAAGGUGAUAGUCCUUCCCAGAGACCUGAGCACCACGGAGGAACUCAUUCUGGAAGAGGUGGAGGUGUUCAGGACUACCGCUCCGGUUAAAACAAUGAGGAUUUCUGCAAAAAGGCAACAGCUGUACGUGUCGUCCGAGCGGGGCCUGACCCAGGUGUCCCUGCAUAGAUGCGACGUCUACGGGAAGGCGUGCUCGGACUGCUGCCUGGCGCGGGACCCCUACUGCGCCUGGGACGGCGAGAGCUGCGCCCCCUUCACGGCCACCACCAAAAGGAGAAGCAGGAGACAGGACAUCAAGCACGGAGACCCCCUGCGGCAGUGUCGAGGGUUCAAUGCCAAAGUAGAGAAGAGGCUGCGGGAGACGGUGCAGUUUGGGGUGGAGGGAAGCAGCACCUUUCUGGAGUGUCAGCCCAGGUCACCUCAAGCCUCCCUCAAAUGGCUCUACCAGAAGGAUGGAAGGCGGAAAGCGCUGAACCGUGACAGGGAGGUGUUGAAGACGGGCCACGGCAUCCUGCUCAAGUCCCUGUCUCAGGCGGACGCCGGCCUCUACCACUGCCUGGCCACCGAGAACAACUUCAAGCACACGGUGGCGCGCAUCUCCCUCCGCAUCUUGGACCGCGAGAUCGUGGAGGCCCUGACCGCGCCGGACGUCCCCGACAUGACGUUGAUGCUGGACCAUGGCCACCACAACCCCCACCACCGCCACCACCAGAAGCAGCAGCAGCAGCACCAUCCGCAGCAGGAGCGGCAGCCCCCACCUCCACCCCCUCCGCCCCAGACGCGCCCUCCCAAGCUGCCCUCGCAGCCGGAGGUGCGGCUCAUAAACCAGUACUGCCAGUCCUACUGGCAGCAGGGCGCCGGGGCGGGCAACGCGGCCGGGGGUGGCGGCCGCCCGCAGAAGCCCAAGCGCACCAGCCGGAGACACACAGAUGAAACGGACGACCAGGAGACCCAAGACCACUAACACCUAACCCCACACACCACACCCUCCAGCCCUGCUAUCCUGUAUCACAGACACUGCACCAUUACCCCCCCCUCCACACACACACACACACACACACACAUACACUCACAGCCUGGAAAUCUUUAUUACCCCCACACACAACCCCCCACCCCCCACACACAGAGUCAUAUGACGUACAUCACAGAGAGUUGGCGUGAGCUGCUGGGAGGUGGAGACGGACAGACCCGUCGUUGCCGUUGGUGAUCACUGUACUGACUGACCUGAGGAAAGCUAUGCGUCGAGACGUCCUGAACUGUGGCAUUAGUUGAUCAGGAGAAGGGCUGGAUCCUCCCUGAUGCCGGGGCAUUACACAACACUGACCACCAUGCCCCCCCCCCCCCUGUAAUGUGUUAGUACAACCCCAGAGCCCCAUCCACAACAUUAAUAGCUAUGGUGGUUGUAACAAAGCGAGUGUAUCUUCCUUUCACCCUCUCACACAGAUCCCCCUUUAUCACUUCCUACUAUACUAGCACCACGGUGCGUUUUGGGGAACCUGGCCUUGUCCAUGUAUAAGCUGCUGUUACUCGAGCAGAUCGGCUAUAGUGUUGUGAUACAUAUACGGUUGGAUGUACAAUACUGUUUUUUCUGCUCACCUUUUUGAUAUAGCAUUGGGCCCUGUCUGUUGCAUGUCGCACCAUGUUGAACAUGUUGAACUCUGAAAGUUCACACAGUCCUUGCACGCCUGGAGGCAUCUCACAAAGUGAUCAUUAUCAAGGCGUUCACUGUCAGUGACUCAAAUGACUCCAAAAAAAAAACAUUUUUUAAAUUGUUGUUUAAUUCAUACUUUCCACGGUAGUCGUUAAUGCUUUAACUGACGGAUUAGGGUGGAGAUGUAUUACUUGAAAGAAUCUCAAGAGGUGCCCACUAUUAGUCAACAUUAAGAUGCUUUACUUGGACGGCAACCUAAAAUAUGGGAGGUAUCAUGGUUAGACCAAACAUUAAAGUAUAUGAGGAUGUAGAAAACCAUAAAGCCCUGACAGACAUUGUGGGAAUGAUAAAUUGUCCCAUUAUAUACCCAUUGCUCUGGCUCUUUAUAUAAAACCCAGAGCAAUUUCCAGAUAAAGGUCUCUUACCUUAUGUAUCAUUAUGUUGCCUUCAGUAUGUAUCUCACAUUUUAACAUUCAAAUAGCAAUAUUUUCAGUUGCAUUCUAAUUGUAAAGUAUUAUUCAUUUGGACCUUGAGGAAAGUGCUGGCACUGGGCAACUUUAAAGUGUUCCCCCACUUCAAGGCCACGCCGUUAGAGCACCCCUGACAUCUCUGUGUGUGUGUGUAGAGUCACCUGUUCUUAUUUGGCUCAAAUUCAAUUCAGUUAAGUGCCCCUUUAGGUCUCCAAAAACAUGAUUUGUUACAGAACUUAAGAUGCCAACAGCAACUAAAUAUUAAAUGUGUAUCAUAUGUUUAGAAAUGUAGAAAUAAUUCAUGAUAUCUUUUACCCCCUCUUGCAUAUACAAGAUACUCGAUUUCACUCCCACUGAAUAACUAAUGUGCAUUAUAAUAGCCAGAACAAGACAAAGCAUGAUUUUAAAUUAGUCAGUUUAAAUAUAUAUAUAUAUAUAUCAAGGCAAUGUGUCACUGAGUUGGAACACAAGUCUAAAUUAUGGACCAAAACUACGACUACUGCUAAGAUGCAGGACUUCAUUUCCCAUGCAGGAAAAUCUGCACUACAAGACUAUUAGACUGGAUAAAAUGACAGUGUCAUAUGCAAUUGUUGUUGAACAAUGUUUUUGUAUAGCGAUCAAUUUAAUCUCUGCAAGUGACACUAUUGCAGGUGAAGUCCUCUGCUAGGUCAGUAGUCUUCUUUUAUAUGUGUUCUGCGUGUCCUACACAGAUAUACCGAGACCUUAUCACUGUUGUAUUUCUAGUCCACAAAAAAAAAGAGCACAUAUCCAAUAGCCUACAGCAAGGCCGUCAACCAGUGUAGUUAUUGUAAAUCACUUACGCCUGAAAAAAAAUGCAAGUAAGAUGUUUUCAUUUUUACUAAUGCAUGUAUCAUCUGUGCUGGAAAAGUAGCUUAGAUAACAGUGAAUAUGAUUUAGUGUGUCUCUCCUUCCCACCCCAGGCACUGGGGAUUCCCCUCACCCCAUUGUGAAAUCAAACUAUUAAGCGACCAGUGUGCAAUUUUCCCUGGUGCUACACAUUUCGAUUUCACGUCAGCAUGACACAGACUUGGAGCUUCACAACGACUUGUGAUAGUUUGUCUGCUUCGUGUUUGUGAAGAGCAAUGUAGUCUGUCAGGCUCCAGUUCUUUGUGUGUAGAGGCAAUUAGGUAUACUGUUACCGCAGCGCCAUCUGUUGGUCAAAUUGAGAUACUGCUCUUAUUCAUCUACUCCUCUGCUCUCUUCCACCCUCGCCAUGGCAAAUAUUUAUUUUGAGACUGUACAUAUUCCUGUAAGUUGUGCACUUUGGUGGUGGGGUGAGGGAACUGGGUUCGGUGAGCCUUAUAAUAUUGUGUGUUGUUCAUAAACAGGACCAGUAUUCAUGGAAAGAGAAAAGAGGUAGACUUUUUGGAUGAAAGCUGACGGAAGUGAAGCGCUGUAAAACAAACCUCGAUACUUGCUCCAGAUGCAGAGUUUAGGCCCACAGCAAUCCUGCUCAAUGAACAUUGUAUUCAGUUAGUAGGAGAUUGCGAUGAUAGAGUUGUAACUGCUAGGGAAGACGUACUGUUUGAAACAGGGAAAUUUUAGCUGCAGGAUUUAUUUUGUUUUUUAAAAAAAGAGAAAAAAGUCUACCUCUUCUAGCACUUUCUAUGGAAUAUCACUUGUACCAAAUCACAUGAGCAAGACAAAAGGAACCACAUCCAAUUUAAGCACACUCCGGAUCAGUCCAAAAGACGUAAAUCAACACAGACGCUAUGAAAACACAAAACGAAGAAGAAAAAAAAAGAGAAAGAUGUGGGAAGGGAAGGUUCCUCGCAUUUUUUACUUGAGCGAUAAAAUAAAAUAUUCUCUCAAGUAAACAAUCUUGGACAGGCAGAGGGUACACCACCCCCACUGCAGUCUCUCUAUCAGUGUAGCCUCCAUCCAGGCCAAGCUCCAUAUCCUCCCCCUGCCACACCACAGGCUCACAGAGGGGGCUAGUGACGUGCAUGGGUCCUAUUUGUCUUGCUGUGCUUUGGGUUGGGUGUUUUGUCAUUGAACUAAAAUCAAGCUACAUCUUAAUUGUUCUUUGUACUUGUAGAUGUGUUUAAUUUUUUUUGUUUGUUUUGCCAGACUAAGUAAGUGAACGUGGUUGUUUGUAAUAAAUAUUAUUUUAUUAUUGUUGUUAUAUUUCUUGCGUUUUUGGAAUUUCAAUAGAUAUAUAACUGUUUUAUAAACUUGGGGAAGCAG
Sardina pilchardus (European sardine) is the source of this 6109-nucleotide messenger RNA. RefSeq names its product sema domain, immunoglobulin domain (Ig), short basic domain, secreted, (semaphorin) 3Gb (gene sema3gb). NCBI's taxonomy places the organism in Eukaryota, Metazoa, Chordata, Actinopteri, Clupeiformes, Clupeidae. Gene Ontology annotation, biological process: neural crest cell migration; positive regulation of cell migration; semaphorin-plexin signaling pathway. The transcript has 18 exons. The record is from RefSeq and is a predicted model, not a curated record. Gene Ontology annotation, cellular component: plasma membrane. Gene Ontology annotation, molecular function: chemorepellent activity; semaphorin receptor binding. The coding region runs from base 411 to 2744 and encodes 777 amino acids.